Messenger RNA from Dufourea novaeangliae, 3131 nucleotides. Its product is annotated as chromatin assembly factor 1 subunit A-B-like. The record is from RefSeq and is a predicted model, not a curated record. Gene Ontology annotation, biological process: nucleosome assembly. Gene Ontology annotation, cellular component: CAF-1 complex; nucleus. NCBI's taxonomy places the organism in Eukaryota, Metazoa, Arthropoda, Insecta, Hymenoptera, Halictidae.
ACAGGCAAUUUACGCGUAUAUAUAACACAGUAAUUUUGAGUUUUAUAUAUAUAAAAUAUACGAUAAACGAUAGUUUCGAUGUCAUUCGCGUUUACCGAAUAAAUUAUUGCCUAGGUUAUAAUAAUGUGCGAUUGACAGAUUUGUCUUUUAUCUUGUCACUCAUAGUGAUGCUCUAAAACGCGAUAUAUACUUUAAAUUAUUUGGGGGCAUUUGAGAUGAAAAUGAUGGAUAUCGAUGAGCAAGAUGACUGCAUUGUUCCUGCAGUUACACCUGCUAAGAAAAAGAUGAAACAAGCACAAUUACCGUUCCAAACACAAAGUCCGAUUGGAUCAUCCAAUGUUAUACAUAGCAAAAAAAGAAAAUUAACAUCUCCUUCUAUGGAUUUGAAGAGUCCAAAGGCAUUUAAAAUUUUGAGGAAAAACUUGAGCAAGGAUAUUGGGAGCAAUAAAAAGUUAAAUAGUUCUGCUAAGGAUGCUACAGAGGAAAAUAGUAAGGGUAUAGAAAUUAUAGACAAUACAGAAACUGAGAAUCUAAAAGAAAAUACAACUUCUAAUAAAAAUGAAAGUGGAAAUAAAAAUAGAACUCCAAAACGAAUAUCGACUGGGCAGAAGAUGUUGGAGAAGGAUAAAGUUAAAUCAAAUCCUUUGUCAAAGUUCCUUAAAAAAACGGAGAUAGAUGGAGAAGUUUCAAAGGAUGAACGGAAUACUUUGCAAAACGAGGAAAAUGAAUCUGUUAAUAAAAGUUCCAAUACAAAUGCUGAUAAGACUGCAUUGCAAUCAAAUCAUUCAAGUCAAAAAGCAGAAGUAGAUAAUUCUAUGAACUAUAAUUCUGAUUGUGAUAUUGAAAUCCUGUCUUCAGACGCUGAGGAUAAAGAGGAAUUGGCAAAGUCAAAUGAAAGUGGAGAAAUAAGUGGAGAAACUGAUAGUCCAAAGUCUCUCAAAACUCCCAAUACAGACAAGGGAAAGCAGAGAAGAUUAACGCCUAAACAACAAGAAAAGAAGUUAUCAAGUGCUAAGAAAGAAGAAGAAAGAGAAAGAUUAAAAAUGGAGAAGGAACGAAAACUGGAAGAACGACAAAACCGGCAGAGGGAAAAGGAAGAGAAACGGAGGGAGAAAGAAGAGAAGGAAAAAGCAGAGAAGGAGCAGAAAAUGUUGGAAAAGAAAUUGAAGGACCAGAAGAGACAACAGGAGCUCGAACAGAAGCUGAAAGACAAGCAAGCAAAAGAGAAGAGACUAGAGGCUAAACGUAAGAAACAAAAGGCAGCUUCAAACUUCACUAGUUUCUUUGUCACUAAGAAACAAGAGAAAACCGUCGAGGAAGAAAGUAUUAAUAAGGUUCAGAACUUUAUGCCCUUUGAGGUCAAGACAGACAUGAAAGUUGCACCAGUUUGUAGGAGAACGUUAACAGAAGAGGAGAAAAAGGCACUGGAUGCAAUGUACAAUAAAGAGAGUGCAGAAACAACCGACUUGUAUCUUAGCGAAAUUAAGAAUAAAAAAAUUGUUCCAUGGAAAUCUUCAAAGACAUGGCCGUUCGAAACUAAAGACGAUGUCAUUCUGUUAGACGAUGAAAAGGAUGACAGCUCGAACAUCGUGAAUCAGAACAUUGUCAUAGAGAAGCAACGGACUAAGUUACUUCAGUUCUCCGAGAACCGACGUCCGCCAUAUUGGGGUACGUGGAGGAAGCGGAGCGACAGUAUAAAUCCUCGAAAACCACUAUCAAAGGACACGAAAUGGUUCAACUACGAGGUAGACUCGGACGACGAGUGGGAUGAGGAAGAGCCAGGAGAAUCACUGCAUGGUUCCGACGAUGAAAAGGACGAGGAAACCACGGAGGACAAUGAGUACGACGUGGACAAUGAGUUCAUGGUACCUCACGGGUACUUAUCCGACGAGGAACUUCGUGCCGACGAAGAGGAUAAGGAGGACAUGUCUCCGGAAACGCAGAAAUACAAGUUGAAGGUAUUAGGAGAACAAUUCGAGUCGGACAGGAGCACGAAGACCUCGAGGCUCAAACCGAAAAUAAUUGGUUGCGUUUGGAGGGGCCUUGAAAAUACGUUCUCGGAAAAUGUGCCUGAGAGGAUAGUGGAUUUCUUGUCGGAUCGCGAGGCCUGGGUGCGUCAGAUACCAGUGGCUCUGUCGACCACGUUCGAGAUUGACCCGGGGACCGAGGGCGGUACGCCCACGCCGCAGAGUCUCGCGAAAUCAUCGAAGAUGUCCCAACUUCCGGCAGGGGCUCUUCCCGAGCUGAUCCGUCUUUUACAUGGGAACUUGCAGAGCAGAAAGUUCCUGGUCAGAGAAUUCUCGGCGUACUGGAACAAGAAGAACAAGAACGACGAGAACGUAAUCUCGAAGUCCAGUCUGCUUCGAAAAAUACGCGAGAUAGGGAAGUGGAUGGCGUGUCCCGAAGAGGGUCCUAUGCACUUGAAAUAUUGUUGGUAUGUCCCUAAAAAGAUACGAAUGGAAUACCUGGACGAGGAUAUUUCGUUACCCAAUCAGUGGUCCUACAACCUUGUACCGAAAGGGAAACGAGAUGUAGGGGAGGCCACUGAGAAAUUGGAUGAGGAGAAAGACAAGAAAACCGUGCCAUUAAUUACUAAUUUUACGAAGAAGAUCACCCAGGAGGAGAUGAAGAAACAGUUGACUGUUAAAUCGAGUCCAGCCACCCCCAAGAGUAAGCCCGCGAAGACUCCAAAGAGAGCAACUCUGAUCUCAGUCGGUAGAGGGGAACAGUUUUCUAAGGUGUCGAAAAAGAAUUUGUUAAAGAAUUCUAUCAGUGGCGAUAAAACGGCGAGUAAAGAUGCAGAGAUUAAGAACGACGAUGACGACAUUGUUGUAAUUGAAAGUUCUUCCGACAGCGAUCAGCCUGAAAUUCAGACGGUGACUGAAGAAGAAUUUGAUAAAGCGGAAAAUAGACUGGUUAUUCCUGUGGAUUGUGAAAACGAAGACGACGCAAAGUCAUUCACGAAGGUAAAGAGAAAUAAGAGUGAUGGAAAGACAAUAAAUAACAAACAGAAAGAGAAUAUUAAAGAAACUGUUAUUAUUUCCAUGGACGUUGACAGUGACGACUAGGAAGGGGAAAAGUAAAUUGUAAAAAGAAUCGUGGGACGAACAAAAGAUAGAAGAAAAUUUUGU